Bombina bombina (fire-bellied toad) is the source of this 1718-nucleotide messenger RNA. RefSeq lists its product as uncharacterized. The coding region runs from base 66 to 749 and encodes 227 amino acids. The record is from RefSeq and is a predicted model, not a curated record. The transcript has 6 exons. NCBI's taxonomy places the organism in Eukaryota, Metazoa, Chordata, Amphibia, Anura, Bombinatoridae.
GAGUACGCAGAGAGCACUGAAGGACUUACACAGCAAUCAAGAACUAAUAUGAUCAGCUCAUUAUCAUGGAUUCUCUGUCUAUCAAGUGCAUAUUGCUGUCUAUAGUUCUCUUCCCUGGAGCAAGUGGAAGUACAAUUUUUUUGUCUGCUAAAAAAAACUCCACAGUAAACGUAACUACUGGACAAAAAGUGACUCUGAUUAUGAACUGCACCGUUACAAACUUUGUGGAAUUCCGAGUGCAAAACACGGCAAAUAAUGGUGACAAUGUGCUUCUUUCUACUGAUACAUUUGGAGACAAGAGUGAUGAAUUUGGAAAGUAUACCCUUCAUGUGAACACUUCCUAUGUAGCGUUCACCAUCAAUAAAGUGGAAGAAAUGAAUUUGGUGCGCUACAGCUUGUGUGUCGAAUUAAGAACCGAUUAUUUCUUAAAGGAAGUGACACUAACCGCGAAUGCAGAUACCAAGAAAACAGAAGAAAUCAUUGGAAUGAGGAACCAAGAAAACACAAACAAUCAUCGCAGUGAGUUGAAUAACGUACUAAUUCCCAUCUUCACACUUUUCGGAUUAAUAGCCGGUGUAGCGUUUGGUAUCUACUGUGUUAAGAAGAGAGGUGAGAGACCUGUUAAUGUACAGUACAGCGAAUCUCAGCUGAGAAUGAUACGUUUAAAGGAAGAAGAUGGGAAUCCAACUGUGCAGGAGUCAACCUCAGAAGAAAAUUCACAACUACAGCCCAUUUGUAACACUGUAUAAUAAGUGCACAUUACUUAUCCAUCUCAGGCUUUCAUUUACAUCUACUUACUCAUUAAAGAUUCCAUCCUUCCUUGCAUUAAAGGGACAGACAAGGCAAAAUUCUAAUUUACUUCUAAUAUCUCAUUUGGUAUCUUUUGUUGGAAGGCAGACAGGGACUUUGGAGAGUGCACGUACCUAUUCUAUUACACAGUGAUGCUAGAUGGCUAAAGACACGUGCACCCUCCUGAGCUCACUAAGGAUUACGCUUUCACAAAUAAUACCAAGAAAACUAAACAAAAUUGUUAAUAGAAGUAAACUGUAACAUUUUUUAAAACGUGUUUAAUUUAGUGCCUACCUGUUUAAUUUAAAAUAACUCUUCCUUCCGUAUAUCCUAAAUAACACAUAUUUUCUGUUUGUCAAAAGGACAAUGGAGAUAGAUGGUUUCCAGUGUAGUAAAGUGUCUGCUAAAGUGAUUGGUAGCCUAUUACAGAUGGAACUUUUCUCUUAUAAUGAUGUCCAGAAGUUAGGUGAAAGCCCUGCUGUGUACUGUGCUGCUCUAGGCCCUGAUAAAUAUGCUGCAAUCUGAACUUUAAUUGUUAGCCUAGGACACCCCAUAGACAACAAUGGGAUCACUGAUUUGUAAAUAAUAUUUGUAUAUACAUAAUAAUAAUAAUUAACCCCUUAAUACCGGUAUCAAGUGUUUUAACACUAGCUGGAAAAAUGAAAUCACACAAUUGUCGGUGUGAUCACGUGAUUUCAAGGCCAGGAAAAGAUUAUGGGGAACUGCCUGUGCUGUUAGGCACGACCCCAGUCUGUUUUUUCAUUCCCUGAAAAGAGGUGGCUGCUGGGCUCCAUAUAAUAUAGGGUUUUCCAUGCUAUCCUAACGGCAUUAAAUCCCAGCACUUUUAGGAACGUCCUUACAGUGAGAAACGGUUACUAACCAAUCAAUCAAUACAUAAAUAAAACUUUUGAUGAGAAUAUGAAGGCAUC